GAAUUACUCAUACGUCAGUUUAUCUGUUUUAAAAGCUUUACGAAGACACAAUGAAUGAAAAUCAACCAAAAUUUUUUCCUCCUGUGCUUGAAUCUAACUACGAAAGCAUAUCGCAGAUACGAACGAUGUGUAGCCUCUUAUCUGGCAUGGCUGCAGGUGUUCUUGGCUUGAGGGGCAUUUUUGGACUCUUAUUUUUCGUAGUGACUUCUGCGGUAGCCUCAUUCAUAAUCUUAACGGUUGGCUGCAAUGGAAGUGCAUUAAAAUACUUUCCAAGAGGGCCCAAAGAAUUUUUCACAUUCGAAAGUAUAAUGUGUGGUGGUAUGACGUACAUUCUCGCAUGGAUUGUUGCAUACGAUGCGAUAUAUAUUUUCUAACACGCAUUAAUGGGCUUUUUCAGAUUGUGUUGACAAACUUGAAAUAUUUAUA
Messenger RNA from Phytomonas sp. EM1, 426 nucleotides. The record is from the annotation of a GenBank genome assembly. Lineage: Eukaryota; Euglenozoa; Kinetoplastea; Trypanosomatida; Trypanosomatidae.